Chenopodium quinoa (quinoa) is the source of this 1397-nucleotide messenger RNA. RefSeq lists its product as uncharacterized. NCBI's taxonomy places the organism in Eukaryota, Viridiplantae, Streptophyta, Magnoliopsida, Caryophyllales, Amaranthaceae. The coding region runs from base 206 to 1015 and encodes 269 amino acids. Gene Ontology annotation, molecular function: protein binding. The record is from RefSeq and is a predicted model, not a curated record. The transcript is spliced from 6 exons.
UUGGCUGUAUUUUGGGAAUUAGAGAAUUUCCCAACAUUAUUUAGGGAAAGCGAUGGGGAUAGCAUAUUAUAUAUUAUUAUUUAUUGUUUUUGGCUCGAAAAAAAAAAUUCAAGGCCAUGCGUAUUUACCGAUAUACCCCUGGGCUGAGACCGACUCCAAUCGUCAUUGACUUAUAAACAUUCAUUAGUUCGGAGGAUGAUGGUGAAUGAUCAUAAUUCCUAAUUCCAACAUGCACUCCAAAUCCAUCUCUUCUCUCUCUCCUCUAAAUUCCCCUCAAAAAUCAAAACCCAUCAAAACCAUUCCCAAUCACACAUUUUCUUGUAAACCCACUGACCCAUUUUCCUCACCUUCAAAAAACUCCAAUGUUGAGAUAAGGGUGUGCACAAACAGGACUUGCAGGAGGCAAGGAUCUUUGCAAAUUCUUGAAAACCUUUUGGGAAUUUCACCUGCCCAUGUUUCUGUAACGUCCUGCGGCUGUCUCGGCCGCUGCGGUAGUGGUCCUAACCUUGUGGUAUUGCCUCCUGCAGCCAUGAUUAGCCAUUGUGGGACGGCGGCUCGUACCGCUGAGCUCAUGGUUGAGGUCUGUGGUGCAGGGGUUGAUGAUUUUGAUCUUGCUAAGAGGAGCUUGGAUGCUCUUGCUUUUAGGAAGAGGGCUGAGGUUGAAUUUGAGAAGCAAAACUACUCUGAAGCUGAAAAUUUAUAUUCUCAGGCGAUAGAAGCUAAACCAAUAGGAGGCGUUCAUAUUACAUACAAGGGCAGGUCUGCUGUAAGGUUGGCAUCAGGCAACUUCAGUGGGGCUCUUGAAGAUGUUAGAGAAGCUCUAGUAUAUGCCCCACUGUAUGCUGAGGCUUAUAUUUGCCAAGGCGAUAUUUUCUUAGCAAUGGAUCAACUAGAAGAUGCUGAGGGAUCGUAUGCCAUAGCUUUGAACAGUGAUCCUUCUCUCCGUCGUUCAAAAGCUUUUAAGGCUCGAUUUCAGAUGCUUCUAGAGAAAAUGACUUCUGUAGCCAUGUCUUGACUAGCUAAGAAUUUUGCUGCUGUGACUGAAGAUGGAUAUCUUCUACGUUGUUCAGAGUAGUCAUCUCACUUAUGCUCCAACCUUUUACAAGUACAUAAUCUUUAAUGAAGCAUGUGAUGAUCCAAGCAGCUCAAUCAUGGACUCAAGCUGCACAGCAAGCAGAUGCAACCAAUCCGAGCUACUGGUUUACUCGAGGCUCCUAUUGGCUUUUAUCACAUCGCCCUGCUCAACAGAUUAUAGUUAGUUAUUAUGACUUAUGAGGAAAAGUCUGUCAAAGUUUGUAAGCUCUUUCAUUUCAGUUGUAUAAGUAAUGAUCGUACUUGCUGUAUGCCUGUAAUCAUAAUUCUCAUGCUUAAUUAAAUGAGCUUAAUUUCUCUCUCUA